Uloborus diversus is the source of this 1304-nucleotide messenger RNA. RefSeq names its product growth hormone-inducible transmembrane protein-like. The record is from RefSeq and is a predicted model, not a curated record. Gene Ontology annotation, cellular component: mitochondrial inner membrane. The transcript has 8 exons. Bases 186 to 1208 code for a protein of 340 amino acids. NCBI's taxonomy places the organism in Eukaryota, Metazoa, Arthropoda, Arachnida, Araneae, Uloboridae.
UCGGUUUCUUUUUCACUUGGUUUGUCGUGUUGCGUAUGUUUACCGCUUCUAGAAUUUUCCGCAUUAAAUUCAGAAAUAAUUUAAUAUAUUAUAUGUAAAAACAGUCUCAUUUGCUAGCAUACAUUGCAUUCUGUUUUUCAACAUCGCCUGGAUAUAUAUUGUGAAUACUUAUUGGGCUACAAGGAAUGGCAGCUGCUCUUUUUGCGCUAAGAACACCCUGUCUUAGCCAGGCUACAGAUGCUUUUUUGAAAUCCAAUAUUUUACUUGUAAGAACUCCAAUGGUUGCCCAAUCUAAACUUCUUGCAAGUAACGCUAGGGGUGCCUUUCGUCGAGCUAAUAUAGCCGUAAGAAAACCAACUUUAAAAGAAAGACUUUUUGCUCCUGAACAAGGAACAGCUUUUAAUCUUGGCAAGAGCUUUUUGCUUGGGGCUUCUGCAUUGGGCAUUGGUUCACUAUGUUAUUAUGGCAUUGGUUUAUCAUCUGAACCAGGAGCUAUUGACAAAUCAAUGAUCUGGCCAAAGCAUGUUAAAGAUCGCAUCAAAUCUACUUACACUUAUUUUGGAGGAAGCAUCUUGAUCACAGCUGCUUCUGCCUUUGCAGUGAGUCAAUCACCAAAGCUUCUCAGUUUAAUGAUGAGGAAUUCAUGGCUGGCCAUUGGUGCAACAUUUGCAGCUAUGAUUGGCAGUGGCAUGAUUGUUCGAUCCAUCCCUUAUUCAGAGGGUAUUGGUACAAAACAACUGGCCUGGGUUGUUCAUAGUGGAGUCAUGGGUGCUGUAGUAGCUCCGCUUUGUCUCCUGGGUGGACCCUUAAUAAUGAGAGCCGCUUGUUACACUGCUGGCAUUGUUGGUGGAUUGUCAGCUGUUGCUGCCUGUGCUCCAAGUGAGAAGUUUUUGUAUAUGGGUGGACCAUUAGCAUGUGGCUUAGGAGUUGUCUUUGCUUCUUCCCUAGGAUCAAUGUUUUUCCCACCAACUACUGCUCUUGGAGCUGGGCUAUACAGCAUUAGCAUGUAUGGUGGUUUGGUUUUGUUUGGAGCUUUCCUCUUGUAUGAUACCCAAAGAAUUGUUCGUAAAGCUGAAACAUAUCCUACUUAUGCUAUUCAUCCAUACGAUCCCAUAAACGCAUCGAUCUCGAUUUAUUUGGACACACUGAACAUUUUUAUUCGAAUUGCUAUGCUCUUAGCUGGUGGUGGAAGCUCUCGAAGAAAAUAAUAAGAAUGGAAAUUACAAAGAUCUAGUUCUCAUAUUGUACAAACUAUUUAAUUUAUGUAAUAAAAUGUUUUAUGUAAAUAAAAGUUUGUGUUUUUC